Messenger RNA from Spirodela intermedia, 464 nucleotides. The record is from the annotation of a GenBank genome assembly. Lineage: Eukaryota; Viridiplantae; Streptophyta; Magnoliopsida; Alismatales; Araceae.
AUGUUCCAUACUAACGGAUUCGGGUCCAUAACUGUGGGUUCCAAUGCACGAGAUCUUGUAGCACUUAUCAACGAGGCCCUAUCAAUUAGUAUUACACAGAAGAAAUCAAUUAUAGAAACUAAUACAAUUAGAUCAGCUCUUCAUAGACAAACUUGGGAUUUGCGAUCCCAGGUCAGAUCGGUUCAGGAUCAUGGGAUCCUUUUCUAUCAGAUAGGAAGGGCUGUUGCACAAAAUGUACUUCUAAGUAAUUGCCCCAUAGAUCUUAUAUCUAUCUAUAUGAAGAAGAAAUCACAAGCAUGGUUAUUUAAACUUUAAUACAUUAAAAUUAUUACAUCACAAGCAUAUGGUUGCUGGUUUACCUUUUAUUUCAGCAAAUGACAAAAUAUGUGAAGGAUGUGUUUAUGGCAAACAACAUUGAUAUCAUUUCUUAUUGGCAAAUCAUAGCGAGCAAGGUUUCCUCUUGA